UCCGGGUUGACAGCGGUUUUUCGCAAAAUGGCGCUGUCCUAUAUGCGGGUGUGCGGCGGUGCUUCUAUGACUUUUCUGUGCGGGAUCCGGUACAUGGGGCUCACCGCAGGGCUCUGUAGGCCUAAAUUAGCCGCCACACAACUCAGAUUAUGUUUAGUAAGGCAGUAUUCGCCUUCUCAGGCGAGGUACGGCCUUGGCCAAAGCAUCGCAGCAAGGUUGAAAUGGGCAAACGAAAAGUACGAGAGAUUUCUUCAGCGACGUUUCCCUAGAUUUUUCAUCCUCUAUUCCACGUUUAUGCGAGGAUUUCGACUCUUCUUCGAGGAUGCCCGAGAAGUUCAUAGGAUCAGAAUUCGGAUAAUCAAAAACGGCAUCGAUCCCCGGAAGCUGCCUUACCGUGACAUGGAGAAGCUCAGACAGUUCCACAGAGAUAUGAUCAAAGCCAUUCCUCUGGUGAUCAUCUCCAUUCCUCCGUUUGCCAACUACCUAGUGUUUGUUUUAAUGUACCUUUAUCCUCGCCAGCUCCUGAUACGACAUUUCUGGACGCCGCAGCAGCUGCUGGAGUUCCGGGCGGUGUAUCACGCACAGAGAGUGCAGCAUCACCAGCCACUCCUCGGCGGAUUGAAGACGACGGCAUCGCACCUCGCACACGAACAACUGAAAAACCGACUUACUGAACUGUGCAGUAAAGUCCAGAGUGGUGCUCACCCUGUUGUGUCUGAUCUUCACGCAGUGAGCACUUUAUUCUCAGGCCCUCCACUGGGAAUCAGAAGGAUGGGUGCAGAUCAGAUGAGACACCUCUGCACGUUGCUCUUCUUAACGCCCCGCCUCCCGGCGUUCUGGAUGAGCCAACGUUUAAAUAGCCACGCCCUAGAGCUCAUGCACCUGGAUCGCGCCAUCAUCAACCUGGGCCUCCAUCAGCUCUCUGACGUGGAGCUCAAAGAGGCGUGUUAUGUGAGAGGGCUGAACGUGGAGAGUCUGAGUCCAGCACAGUGCCGAGACUGGAUGUCACAGUGGCUGCAGUUCUCAGUGCACCUUAAAGAAUCCGAGACCUCGCUGUAUUUGCAUGGUAUGAUGCUGCUGACGGUGAACUACCAGAACCUUCCGCACAGCUGAUCAGACCCUGCGAUCUUCCCAUCAAAGGAUCAGGAGUAAAGCAUAUAAAAACUUCUGACCGGGAGGGGAAAAAACAAAGGGAGUGAACCACUGCUGUUAUCAGAGACUUACCAGAACAGUAUCAGGAUCAUACAGCACAGCUCCUCAAAGACAGUGUUGAGUGACUUUGAGAGGGAAUGAUAGUAAUCUCCUACUUAUUUUCUUGUUUACUUGAGCGAACUGAUUAAAAAGAUGGGUGGGAAUCGUGAUGAACGCAAGGAAAACAAUACCUUGCGUCCUAUCAGACGUCUGUAAAUGGAACAAUUGGAUCCAUUCCACAUUUACACACAACUUUAAGCCUCAGAAACACUAAGAGGUCUCGUGAUUAUAUUAUAAAAUGAUUAUAAACAACGUCUCUAAGAACGGAUGGGUUAACAAUGAGUGCAGUUCUGUGCUCGUAUGGUUUGGAAGUUUAGUCUUGUGCUUUUCUGCCUUUUUGUUUAAUUUACAUACAAUCUAUACUCCAAAACCUUGAUGGAAUUGUACUGUAAAACAGUAUUCAGGGUUGCCAGUUUUGUCAAAAAUCUACCAGCCAAAAACAACCCAAAAACAUAAUCAAUAAAACGUCUAGUCUAUAACUGAUUAUUAUGAAGCGACAUCAUGCAGUACAUUUGCAAUAAACUGGUAUUAAAGCCAGUUUUCUUAAGUCAGCGUAAUAAUCUGAGCCUUUUAUAAGAAAGAAGUCUAUGAUAGCCUCUGCCGGUUAAAAGCUGAUGAAUAUACAGGGUUUAUUCACAGCUGAUUACGUUUAUUUGUGCCUCCAGAAACCAUUCGGCUAUAGUGCAGUGUGAAAUGUAAGAAUAACAGAACAGGUUAUUUUCUCUCAAUUUGGCCUGCAGUCACUGAUCUCUGUAAAUGUGCCUUGAUGUUAUAAUGACAUGUCACCAAUGACCACUGCUAUAUAAAGAGAUUUUUUAUUUCACGUACGAAAUAUGUGAAGUGUGUGUGUGUGUGUUCGUGUGUUUUGCUGUUGCUUGGUGCAAACAAGGUAACAAAAGUGACACAUUGUGAUGUUUUCACUUCCUUGCUUUCUCAACACAUAAAAAUACAGAGCUUGUAAGUCUUUACAAGGUUC
Molecule: messenger RNA, 2227 nt
Organism: Hemibagrus wyckioides
Lineage: Eukaryota; Metazoa; Chordata; Actinopteri; Siluriformes; Bagridae
Gene: letmd1
Product: LETM1 domain containing 1
Exons: 9
Coding region: 28-1113 (361 amino acids)
Biological process (GO): intracellular monoatomic cation homeostasis
Cellular component (GO): mitochondrial inner membrane
Molecular function (GO): ribosome binding
Source: RefSeq, a predicted model, not a curated record